AUGUUCCUUAAACGUUAUGUUCACGUGGUAUUAGACGCUGUAUUAGGUAGUUAUAUCAAGAAUAUUGAUCCUACAACAUUACAAAUUAGUAUCUGGAAUGGAAAGAUUGAAAUUGAAGCAUUAGAAUUACAACCUGAUGCAUUUCCACUCAUGAACCAAUACGAGUGGAUAUACAAGAUGUCAGUCUAUUUGUACAAGUUUAUCAAGAGGAUCGGACACAAUUGA
Peronospora belbahrii is the source of this 225-nucleotide messenger RNA. The record is from the annotation of a GenBank genome assembly. NCBI's taxonomy places the organism in Eukaryota, Oomycota, Peronosporomycetes, Peronosporales, Peronosporaceae.